This is a messenger RNA of Cercopithifilaria johnstoni, 252 nucleotides long. Lineage: Eukaryota; Metazoa; Nematoda; Chromadorea; Rhabditida; Onchocercidae. The record is from the annotation of a GenBank genome assembly.
AUGAGUCUAAAAAAACCGCUAACACCAAUAGGAACCGAUAUAGAAUCAAUUAUCAUUGCAGUGGUCCUAUUUCUGACCUGUGGUCUAUUGAUGUUUGCGUGUUGUUUCGUAGUUACUCAAAUAUACUUAUGCUACAAACGUGCCUACUUGAAGAAGAGACGACAUUUGAAACAGGAAAGCGGAGAAUUUCACUAUGCUUCGGUGCAGGAUGAUCCGGAAUUUCGACAAACCUUCCAGAUGACAUAUUAUUGA